AUGGCCCUACUUAAUGCUGCUGUAAAACCUGCCCUAGCACACCACGGGGUUGACGAGGCUUCCCUGCCAGGCAUCAAUGCCAGAGUUUGGGCUGAGGAGGGAGGUCAUGCCCGUGCCAAAAAUGCCUCGCCGGUACACAUCACCCUUAAGGAAGGGAGUUGCCCCGUCCGAGUCCGACAGUAUCCCCUUAAGUUAGCCACCCAAAUCGGGUUAAAACCUCUGAUUCAAAAGUUUGUACAAUGUGGGUGGCUAAGGGAGGGCACGUCCCCGUAUAACACCCCGAUAAUGGGAGUGCCUAAGCCUAACGGACAAUACCGGCUCGUGCAGGAUCUAAGGCAGGUCAAUAAGCUAAUAGAGGCGCCUUAUCCUGUUGUCCCAAACCCCCACACGAUUCUAGGACAGAUACCCAAAAGCCAUGGUUGGUUCUCAGUAAUAGAUUUAAAAGACGCCUUCUUUUCCAUCCCCCUUGAUCAGGAAUCUCAAAAGCUGUUUGCCUUUGAGUGGGAGGAUCCCGACACCCAUUACAAAGCCCAAUACCUCUGGACUGUUGUUCCGCAGGGGCUUACCUGUGCACCGGAAAUUUUUGGGAGUCAGCUACGGAGGGACCUUGCUCCCUUCCUAGCUCGACACCCUGCGUGCAACGUAGUCCAGUACUGCGAUGAUUUACUUUUAAGUACUGAGACAGAGCAGACUUGUAAGGAACAAACUGUAGAACUCCUUAACUUCCUGGGGGCACAGGGAUACAAAGCCUCUAAGGAAAAAGCACAACUGGUUAAACAGCAGGUCACUUUCCUAGGGUACCGCCUUAGUCAGGGGAGUCGAAGUUUAAGUAACGAUAGAAUCCAGGCUAUACUCGACAGCCCUCAGCCCCAGAACCCCAGAGAAUUGAGAGCUUUCCUGGGACUGACCGGCUUUUGCCGACUCUGGAUCCCUGACUAUGGGGGAAAAGCCAGACCCCUAUAUGAAGCCCUAACUAAAGAAGGUCUGCUGCAUUGGAAGUGGACUAAGGACAAAGAGAAAGCAUUUCAAGAGCUUAAAAGAGCUUUAAUUCAGCCUCCUGCUCUGGCUCUCCCAGAUCCACGGAAACCAUUUACUUUGUAUGUCCACGAAAGAGCCGGGGUAGCGUCUGGGGUCCUCUGUCAAAAGUCAGGACCGACCUGGAGACCCAUCGGCUAUUAUUCCAGAGUCUUAGAUCCAGUUGCCAGGGGAUGGCCAGCCUGCUUGCGGGCUGUUGCUGCAACUGCUCUCCUCGUACAGGAAGCCGAAAAGUUAACCCUUGGUGGGGACACUGAGGUUGUGGUGCCUCACGGAGUGCCCCAGAUACUAGGAACAGGGGCGGGGGAUAGACAUCUGAACCCCAGUCGGCAUACUAAAUAUGAGGUGGGACUUUUACUAGCCCCGAACCUCACCUUUAAAACAGUCAGUUCUCUCAACCCAGCUACCUUACUGCCUGACCCUCAGGCUCCCAGUGGUGCUGUUGAUCCGACCCAUGACUGUGUCGAAGUCCUGCAGCACGAGACUAAACCCCGUCCCGAUCUUUCAGAUUUGCCCUGGCCCAACCCUGAUCUUGAGGCAUAUGUCGAUGGUUCUAGUUAUGUACUAGAUGGGAAGCGGUACACAGGGGCUGCUGUGAUAAUUAGAAGCACAGAGGUGGUGUAUCCCUUUAAACUCAGCUCCUCUCUAUCCGCUCAAGCAGCAGAACUAGUUGCUCUCAUCGAAGCUCUUCGCUUGGGGGCUGGGAAGACCAUAAAUCUAUACACUGACAGUUGCUAUGCGUACAUGGUAGUACAUGCUCAUGGGACCUUGUGGAAAGAAAGGGGUUUCAUUACAGCCUCGGGCCAAAGAAUUGCCCAUGGGACCCUUAUCAAAUUGUUGCUUGAAGCCUUAAUGCUUCCCCUGCGGGUCGCCGUCAUCCAUGUCCGUGCACAUGGGAAAGCUCCUGAUGCAGAGCAGCGCAAGUAUAAUCGUUUGGCUGAUCUGGCUGCGAAGGAGGCAGCACGCAGGGGAACUGUGUGGCUUCUUUUAGUUCAGGACACUGAGGCUGAAACUCCUGUCCCCCGUUACACGACAGAGGAGGUAUCCUGCGCCCAAGCUGCAGGGGCCCGGCAAACCCCCUCUGGGUGGUGGAAACUACCCGGGGGAGAAAUAUUCGUUCCCCGUCCGGUGCUCCAGGAGAUUCUUCAAUCCCUGCAUAAAGAGGGACAUUUAGGAUCGGGAGCGAUGGUUGAUUUGGCUGCCCGAUCCCUUAGAGCAGUGGGUAUGCAUACAGAAGCCCAGAGAAUUGUCAAUAAUUGCUCUGUUUGUCAACGCACUAACCAGAAGGGAUCUGGCCCCCCUGUUCCACUGGGAGGCCGACCCUGGGCUGCCUACCCCUUUCAAAGGUGGCAAGUGGAUUUCGCUGAAGUACCCCCUUGCCGAGGCUACAAAUACUUGCUUGUUUUUGUUGAUCAGCUUACCGGGUGGGUGGAGUGUUUCCCUACCCGACACUGUCAGGCUCGAGCAGUUACUAAGGCCCUGCUACAUGAAAUACUUCCCAGAUACCACCUCCCUGAAGUAAUUGAGUCAGAUCGGGGAAGUCACUUCAUCUCCCAAGUGGUCCAACAGGUAGCGCAGGCCCUUGGUAUCCAGUGGAAGCUGCAUACUCCUUGGAGGCCACAAAGCUCAGGCCAGGUGGAAAGAAUGAAUAGGACUCUCAAAGAUACUUUAACAAAGCUCUGUAUAGAGUCUGGUUUAAAGUGGCCUGAUGCCUUGCCGCUUGCGCUUACUCGCAUUCGAAGGGCCCCCCGUAAGGGUCUGAGACUUUCACCCUUUGAGUUGGUUUUCGGGUUCCCUCCCCGAGUACUCAUCCCCGGGUUCCGGGAAAAUGUAAGCUGGGAGGUAGGGAAUGACUCUUUGUGGAAACAGGUCUCUGCGCUGCAAUCUGUCUUGUUUCAGCUACACCGAUACGCAGCACCCUUCCAGGCCCUUCCCUUGGAUCGACCCGUGCAUUCGUUCCAGAUCGGUGACCGGGUCUUUAUCAAGAAGUGGAAGCGUGAUCCUCUCACAGCACGGUGGGAAGGCCCACAUACUGUUUCGCUCAUCAGCCAAGCUGCCGUCAAGGUUCUUGGAAGCGACAAAUGGACGCACUGCACGCGAGUUAAACGCUUUGUUAGCUCGGAUCCAGAGGACGCCUCAACCGAAGAGGACAACAGCCCUCUGCUCCCCCCGGCUCCGGACGCCCGGGGUGACACAGGUGAAGACUCUAACUGGGAGUAUCACGGACUGGAGGGCUUAAAGGGACUCUUUAAAAGAAGGAAACAAUGAAGUUGUUCCUCCUGUUUCUGUUUUGUUUCCUUGCUUGCUCUUAUGGUUGGGAAAACAGGUUUCUGCAGUUAGGAGAGAUAAUUGCAAGUUCCUUUAACCUCACUAACUGCUGGGUGUGCGGUGGCCCAGGGGAAUUGGAUGAAUGGCCCUGGGUAGCCCAGCCAGUGCAGCCCAAGUACUUGCUGAGUAACCUCAGCAUCGUGCAUAAUGGCACGGAGCAAUGGUCCACAGAUAG
This is a messenger RNA of Mauremys reevesii (Reeves's turtle), 3538 nucleotides long. Its product is annotated as protein NYNRIN-like. Bases 1 to 3303 code for a protein of 1100 amino acids. Gene Ontology annotation, biological process: DNA integration. The transcript has a single exon. The record is from RefSeq and is a predicted model, not a curated record. Lineage: Eukaryota; Metazoa; Chordata; Testudines; Geoemydidae. Gene Ontology annotation, molecular function: RNA-DNA hybrid ribonuclease activity; nucleic acid binding.